CAUUUGGUGGAAGCAUCUGUUGGGUUGUUGGGUGAUUGGGUGAUGAGAAGCUGGAGUAGGUUCAUCAACAUCAGAUGCCCGUCAUUCAGAGUUUCUUAACUCGAUGAUUCUUAGAAGGGAAUGGAGUCUGACAAUUUGAAUUGCGCCAUCUGCAUAGAGAAAUUUCGAGUGCCUGUCACCAUCCCAUGCGGACACACUUUCUGUCAGGAAUGCAUUGGUAAGCUGUGGGAUACCAAGGAGAAAGCAGGCAUCGGGGCACUGUGUCCGCUAUGCAAUGAAGAGUUCAAGAGCAGGCCGCCACUGAAGAGGAACGUCUCCCUGUGUCUGUUGACCGACGGCACGGUCUCCAGGGAGCUGCCCUCGGUGUCCAGGGCAGACUGCACCGAACCGGGCCUGGAGCUCUGCGGUCGACACAACAAACCUCUGGUCAUUUAUUGCAAGACUGAAGGGAUGUGCGUGUGCUACGAAUGCGCCAUCACCGCCUGUAAAAACCAUGAACAGGUUCUGGUCGAAGAGGAGAGGAAAAGUAGAGAGGCUGGACUGAAGAAGGCGGCUGUGGAAAUAAAGAAGCACAUGGAUGAAACAGAGAGGAACAUCAUCAAGCUCAAGGAGAACAUCGCCACCGCUAAGGGGUCCUACCAGAAGACGGGCGAGUGGCUGCACACGCGGUUCUCCCAGCUGGUGAAGGUCCUGGAGGAGAAGCAGGAGGUGACAGAAAGCCACGUGAGUCAGGAGCAGGAGGCGGUGCUGACCCAGGCCCAGGCCCAGCUGGACGCCCUGCAGGAGCAGGCCCAGAGGCUCAGGCAGAGCCACCAGCUGAUAGACACACUCAGGACGCUACCAGACAACAAGCUCAUACAGGAAUCUCGACCUGUGGAGGUACCACAGCUGCAGGAAGUUGCUGUUGACGUCAACGUCAAUCUGCAGGACAGACUGACGGGUGUCAUGGACAUCCUCUCCAAAAUAUCCAAACUGGUGCUGGAGGACCUGGUAAAGGCCAUGGACACCGCUAUCGGGCAGGACAAAGAAGGAUCCCCCCUGGAUAAAAAGCCCACGCUGGCCGUCGUGCCCAGCCCUGCCACCCCUUCUUACCCCGGGGGCAAAGAGGGACUCGGCGAGUAUCGCUGUUCGCUCACUUUCGACCCCCGCACGGCUAACUCCCACCUGCAGCUGUCGCUAAGCAACCGCCGAGCGGAGCACCUGACAACGGGGCCGCGGCAGGUGCCGGCGGACAAAGCGCGGUUCGACCACACCUGGCAGGUGCUGUGCCACGAGGGCUUCCUCCACGGACGCCACUACUGGGAGCUGGAGGUGUCCAAGCCCUGGGCCUACCUGGGCGUCACCUACCAGGCCAUCCCGCGCAAGGAGAAGGGCAAGCAGUGCAUGGUGGGAAUGAACGAGCUCUCCUGGAGCCUGCAGCUGGACGAGCGGCAGUUCAGCGCCUGGCACGCCGGACGGCGCGAGCCGGUUGCCGCGCCGCAGCUGCAGCCGCAGCACCAGCCGCUGCACAUCGGCAUGCUGCUGGACUACGAGGCCGGCACGCUCACCUACUACGGCGAGGGCCAGACGCGGCUGCACGCCUUCCACUGUGCCUUCUCUCAGGAGCUCUUCCCCGCGUGCUGGAUCGGAGAGGGCGUCAGUGUCACACUCUGCCCCCCCUGACCGCCUCGGGGUGGGGGGUGGGGGGGUCGAUGAGGAGGAGGGACCACCCUCCAGAACCGACUUUACAAUCAGACCCCCUGGAUUUGGACUGAGGUGACUGACAGAGACGAGACGUCCUCCCACAGGCCUGUGGAAAUCACUACACAAGAAAAAAGGGAAAGUGUGCGAAGCAUCUCUGAGCUAACUCAUGAAAAAACACAACAAACAAACAAACACAAACUCAUGUCUCUUAUAGAAACAUCUCUCUAUAUCUCCACCUCAGAGGUACGACACUCCUGUCCGGUGGCACCAAACCCCCAGCGCCCCCUCACCCACUGGGCCAGUACUUGAGCCUUUGGUCUGAGUGGAUGGGGGGGCGGGGGGGUCAUGUCAGGACAGGACGACUUUGCACUUAAAAAGCUUCAGAGACAGUGACUCUACUGGGAAGGCUGUGAGAGCGGCUUUUACACACACACACACACACACACACAGACACACACACACACUCUCCGAGACAAACCUCCCAUGACAUUCUGAGAUUUGCCACUCCCUCCUGACCCUACUCAAGUAGUAACUAUAAAGUACUGUAAUGUUGCCUCCUGGGAAAAACAGAGAAAAACACAAGAUCCACUCUCAGAGUUUGUUGGAUGAAAAACAAACAAAUAAAUAAAUAAAUAAAUAAAUAAACUGCUGUAA
Molecule: messenger RNA, 2337 nt
Organism: Clupea harengus (Atlantic herring)
Lineage: Eukaryota; Metazoa; Chordata; Actinopteri; Clupeiformes; Clupeidae
Gene: trim65
Product: tripartite motif containing 65
Molecular function (GO): protein binding
Source: RefSeq, a predicted model, not a curated record